Stegostoma tigrinum is the source of this 1520-nucleotide messenger RNA. Its product is annotated as muscarinic acetylcholine receptor M2-like. Gene Ontology annotation, cellular component: plasma membrane. The record is from RefSeq and is a predicted model, not a curated record. Gene Ontology annotation, biological process: adenylate cyclase-activating adrenergic receptor signaling pathway. Gene Ontology annotation, molecular function: G protein-coupled acetylcholine receptor activity. NCBI's taxonomy places the organism in Eukaryota, Metazoa, Chordata, Chondrichthyes, Orectolobiformes, Stegostomatidae. The transcript has 2 exons. The coding region runs from base 9 to 1520 and encodes 503 amino acids.
UUAUAGAUAUGGACCAGUGGAUAGUAAAUAAUUUCAUUGUUAACUUUGAAAGGUAUACUAUACUAUGCUUGCUCUUAUCGGUAUUUCUGGCCUCGUCAGUGCCAGCUGUACAUCACAAUGAAUUGAUGGUGAAAUUAAUUGCGAUGAAUGAGACUUUCAGUCAGAGAACAGACACGCUUACUUCUGAAAGAGGCAGUUUUUACCGAUCUGUCAAAAUGGUCACUAUUGCGAUUGUGACAGGAUCUUUAAGUUUGGUGACCAUUAUUGGAAACAUUCUAGUCCUGCUUUCUGUGCAAGUAAACAGACAUUUACGAACUAUUAACAACUAUUUUAUUUGCAGCUUGGCUUGCGCUGAUUUGAUUCUCGGGGCAUUUUCCAUGAAUCUAUAUACAAUAUACACUGUGACUGGGUAUUGGCCAUUGAGUCCAUUGGUGUGUGAGUUCUGGCUUGCUGUCGAUCACAUUGCUACUACCGCGUCUGGAAUGAACCUCCUUCUCAUCAGCUUUGACCGUUAUUUCUGCGUAACAAGACCCUUCAGUUACCCAAUGAAAAGAACAAAAAAAAUGUCAGGGAUCAUGAUUACAGCAGCGUGGGGGCUGUCUGUUGUCGUAUGGUGUCCCGUUAUUCUCGCCUGGCAGUUCACCGUUGGUGGCUGGGCAGUUAACGAGGGCGAGUGUUACGCACAAUUCUUCUCAGAUCCAGUCGUUUCUUUUGGCAUUUCAAUAGCCGCCUUCUUUCUCCCCGUUGCCAUCAUGGUGGGUUUAUAUGUGCGCAUAUCUCAAGCCAGCAGGAAUCCAAUGAAGGAUGAUGAAACAGAAUAUAAAACAAGCAAAGGCACGACUCCUCCCAGUUCAGCGAGAGACAAAGUCGUGGACCCGAAAUGUAACAAAAUCUUAAACAAUUCUCGCGGGCUGAUCCACAUCGGAAAGCAAAGUGGUAAAAUACCUUUUGAAAUAACAGUCGCGAAGGAGUUUUCAGAUGAUUUAACUUCACUCAACCUGUCCCCUACAAACCAAAUUAAGGAAGGGAAAAUACAAGGAGGAACUGUGCUCCCUGGUAUACGAUGCACAACAGACAAUGACAAUCUCUCUGACUUCAAGGUAAUUAGUUUGUCUCAAAAAUGUGACAACUGUGAUCACACAUUAGUUUGCAAGCAAGGCGGUGUUGACCAGAAUGGCGAUGAAAAUCUUAUCAGAGGCGUUCGUGGGAUCAUUGAAAUGACCAAGGCUAUUGCUAAAAAGAAGAGGGGAACUGUAACGCGCAAAAAGGCAGUGACUAGGACUGUCCUGGCCAUUCUGUUAGCAUUUAUCAUCACCUGGAUCCCAUAUAGUUUCAUGGUCCUCACAAACACUUUCUGUCCAAUCUGUAUCCCCAACACAGCCUGGACAAUUGCAUAUUGGAUCUGUUACAUCAACAGCACUAUCAAUCCAGCCUGCUACGCCCUGUGUAAUCAAACCUUCAAGAAAACGUUCAAGAAUCUUCUUGUCUGUCAGUGCAAGAAUAUUAGAGCAUCGAGAUAA